This is a messenger RNA of Rodentolepis nana, 717 nucleotides long. Lineage: Eukaryota; Metazoa; Platyhelminthes; Cestoda; Cyclophyllidea; Hymenolepididae. The record is from the annotation of a GenBank genome assembly.
AUGGAUCGGCACUUUGAUCCGGUCUAUUUUGAGCUUAAUCGGUCCUUCCUCUUCUCAUCUCCAGAUUCACCAAUUCUGGAUAACUUUGGCAAAAGUCCAUUCGACAUGCCUCGACCCUGCAACCCAAUACCCAUCGCACCUCAAUCGUUUCCAAUAUUGGAAUCAUUAUUAGAUGAAGUGCCGGAGGUUGGCGUACAGGCCUCUAGAAACACUGCUCAAACAGGCAGGCAGCUAACUGCUAAAUUCUUGACCCACUCUCAUACAGCCCCCUCACAAAGCAUUUUACGCAGAGCAUUAACUGAUCCGAGUUACUUAGAACGCAAAUUGGAUGAGCUCAAAGUAAGAAAUCUUGGCAUAGCAAAGCCUGAGAGAGGUGUGAAGCAAUGGGUGGCGAAAUAUUUCCCCAGUGAAGCCCAAGCACCGAAACUGUCACAGGUGACAACUCCACUGGCAUCUAUGCCACAAGACAAGCGUUUGCAAAGCCCUUGCAUAUUCAGUCGACAUUUUGCAGGAGCUCCAUGCACCUGUUCAGUAGAAAACCUCCAACAGUCUUCAACACCCUCAGAGAACCCUCCUUCUCACAUACCAGUCAAUGCGAUGCCAUCCACUGGAGCCCUUCCAAGCAUCCAGGAAAUUUUCAAGCGUCCAAAAACACCCCCUCCUAUCCCUAGACCAAAUAUGACCCGUAAUACGCGUUUCUCCUCACAGUCUCUCCCU